This is a messenger RNA of Bursaphelenchus okinawaensis, 498 nucleotides long. The record is from the annotation of a GenBank genome assembly. Lineage: Eukaryota; Metazoa; Nematoda; Chromadorea; Rhabditida; Aphelenchoididae.
AUGAAUAUUCCUCAACUUCAACAACAACAACCAUCAUCUUCAGAUGGCUUUGACUUCCUCAGGGACAGUACCAGUGUCUCACUACGACAACGGCUACAAGCUUUAGACGAAGUUGAUAAGAAGAUUGCUGAGAUCAUGGAUUCAACUCGAGAUCUGAUCAUUACUCUUGACAAAGACAAACAAAUCUCUAGAACCAAAAUGGAUGAAAAUGCCAAGAAGUAUACAAAAGUACUGGAAGAAGACAUCAUGAAGGUUAUAAGCGACCAGUUGACGUACAUGGAGCAGCUUUGUGUUGGUGCAGAACAUCAAGAUAGUAUGUUUAGAGUGCAGAACAAGAACAAGAUGACGAAAGAGGUGCUGAACAGGAUGUACACUGAAGUCGCUUGUUUGCAAACAUUAGUUGCUAAUGGUGCUAAUGAGGACGGUACUCCGGAUGGUAACGACGUAGAGAUGAUUCAGGAAGGAAGUAUUCACACUGGUAGUAUUGACUCAGAAUGA